Striga hermonthica is the source of this 312-nucleotide messenger RNA. Lineage: Eukaryota; Viridiplantae; Streptophyta; Magnoliopsida; Lamiales; Orobanchaceae. The record is from the annotation of a GenBank genome assembly.
AUGGACUCCUUGAUGAGGCUAACGGCUGACAAACCGGUGGUAAUAUUCGGUAAGUCCACUUGCUGCAUAUCCCACACCAUUAAGACACUCAUAUGCAGCUUUGGAGCAAAUCCCACGGUUUACGAGCUUGACGAAAUGCCCAACGGGCAGCAGCUCGAGCGGGCAAUCUUGGCGUUUUCCGGCCAGCUGUCGAGCCUUCCGGCGGUGUUCGUCGGAAAAAAAUUGGUCGGUGGAGCCGAUGAAGUCAUGAGCCUUCAUGUUAAAGGGGAGUUUGUCCCUUUGCUCAAGAAGGCUAAAGCUAUCUGGUUGUAG